AUGUCCAAACCUUUGAACUGUGCGUCUGCUGAGAUUACUAGUAGCAGUAUGGAUAAGGGAAUUAGUAACAAAUCUUCACUGUCUGCCUGGCCAAGUCAUGUUGUUCCUCAGGGACAGUAUGUGACUCUUACUUGUGACACUCACAGUGAGUCUAAUAUAUUCAAGCUGUACAAAGAACAUGGAACUCCUAUUCCUCAGUUCCAUAACAAAAUAUUCCAGAAGAGCCUUCUCUUGGGACCUGUGACUCCAGCAUAUGCAGGAACCUACAGAUGCUAUAAUUAUCAAUACCAUGAUGAACUUUCAUCAUACAGUGACCCUCUGAAGAUCAUAAUUUCAGGAAUCUACAGGAAGCCUUUUCUUUUGGCCUUACCAACUCCCCUGGUAAAAUUAGGAAAGAAGGUGACACUGAAGUGCCAUUCAGAGAUUAUGUUUGACACUUUCACUUUGACUUCACAUAGAAUGGGAGUAAUCAAGGACUCUUUCCAGCUCUCUGCAGAAUCUCAUCUUGGGAUGUCCUAUGCCAACUUCCCAAUAGGUCCUGUGACACCUGACCAUGCUGGGACUUACACAUGCUAUGGUUCUUACCACCAAACACCAUAUGAGUGGUCUGAAUCCAGUGACUCUGUUGACAUAAAGAUCACAGGUUUAUACAAGAAACCUACUCUGUCAGCCAUGAUGGGCCCGGUGGUGAUGCCACGAGAGAACAUGACCUUGUCCUGCACCUCUGACCAUAAUUUUGACAUGUUCCAUCUGUCCAGGAAAGGGGUGCCUCAAGUACUUGGACUGCCUGCAGUUCAGAGUCACAAUGGAACAUUCCAGGCCAACUUCCUUCUUGAUCCUGUAAUACAGGAAGAGAACUAUAGAUGCUAUGGCUCUUUCAGGAACUCUUGCAAUGUGUGGUCAUCCCCAAGUGACCCAUUUUACCUUCCUGUCAUAGCAGAUAAUCACGGACUCCUGCAUAUUCUGAUUAGAGUGUCAUUUUUGAUGAUGGCUGUCUUCCUCAUGUUCAUCAUUCACUCUCGGUGCUCUGCCAAAAGGAAUAAGUAUCGGGAAGGAGUCAGAAGUCAUGACAAGCCUUCACUGUCUGCCUGGCCAAGCCCUGUAGUUCCUAAAGGACAGCAUGUGGAAAUUCAUUGUGACUCUAAUAAGUAUAACACAUUCAGGCUAUAUAAAGAACAUGGAGAACCUAUCCCUCAGAUCCAUGACAGAAUAUUCCAAAAGAGACUUCUCCUGGGUCCUGUGACACAAGUAUAUGCAGGAACCUACAGAUGCUAUGAUAAUAAUUGUCAAUGUCCUAGUGAACUCUCAUCACACAGUGACCCUCUGGAGAUCAUAAUUUCAGGAAUCUACAGGAAUCCUUUCCUAUUGGUCCUAUCAACUCCCCUGAUAAAAUCAGGAGAGAAGAUGACCCUAGAGUGUCGUUCAGAGAUUAUGUUUGACACUUUCAUUUUGACUUCACAAAUAAUCAAUGGCUCUUUCCAGCUUCCUGCAGAAUUUCAUCAUGGGGGGUCCCAUGCCAGCUUCUCAAUAGGUCCUGUGACACCUGACCAUGCUGGUGUUUACAUAUGCUAUGGUUCUUAUAACCAAACACCAUAUGAGUGGUCUGACUCCAGUGACCCUGUUGACAUAAGGAUCACAGGUGUGUACAAGAAACCUUCUCUGUCAGCCACGAGGGGUCCUGUGGUGAUGUCAGGAGAGGACAUAACCUUGUCCUGUACCUCUGACCAUCAGUUUGACAUGUUCCAUCUGUCCAGGGAAGGGGUGCCUCAAGGACAUGGGCUGUCUGCAGAGCAGAGCCACAGUGGGACAUUCCAGGCCAACUUCCUACUUUUUACUAUGAUCCAGUCUGGGACCUAUAGGUGCUAUGGCUCUUUCAGGAACUCUUCCCAUGUAUGGUCAUCCCCAAGUGACCCACUGUACAUUUCUGUCACAGGAAGUCAUGAUAAGCCUUCACUGUCUGCCUGGCCAAGUCAUGUUGUCCCUCAAGGACAGUAUGUGGAACUUCGAUGUGACUCUUAUAAUGAGUCUUACAUAGUCAUGUUAUGCAAAGGACAUGGGGAUCCUAACCAUCAGGUCCAUGAAAGAAUGUUCCAGAGUAGACUUGCCUUGGGUCCUGUGACAGCAGCAUAUGGAGGAACCUACAGAUGCUUCAGUUUUAAAUAUCAAUACCCAAAUGAACUUACAGCACACAGUAAUCCUCCGAAGAUCAUAAUUUCAGGAAUCUACAGGAAGCCUUUCCUCUUGAUCCUAGAAGCUCCUCAGGUAAAAUUAGGAGAGAAGGUGACACUGCAGUGCCAUUCAGAGAUUAUGUUUGACACUUUCACUUUCAUGUCACAUAGAAAGGGAAUAAUCAAGGACUCUUACCAGCUGUCUGCAGAAUCUCAUCUUGGGGGAUCCCAUGCCAAUUUCUCAAUAGGUCCUGUGACACCUGAACAUGGUGGGAAUUACACAUGCUAUGGUUCUUCCCAUCACACACCAUGUGAGUGGUCUGAAUCUAGUGACCCUGUUGACAUAAAGAUCACAGGUUUAUGCAAGAAACCUUCUCUGUCAGCCUUGAUGGGUCCUGUGGUGAUGACAGGAGAGAACAUGACCUUGUCCUUCAUCUCUGACCACCAGUUGGAAAUGUUCCAUUUGUCCAGGGAAGGGGUACCUCAGGGACAUGGGCUUCCUGCAGUGCAGAGCCACAAUGAGACAUUCAAGGCAGACUUCCUUCUUGAUCCUGUGAUCAAGAAAGGGACCUAUAGAUGCUAUGGCUCUUUCAGGAAUUCCUCCCAUGUGUGGUCAUCCCCAAGUGACCCCUUGUACAUUGCUAAAGGGAAUUGCACUUUGUCCAGUGAACCAGACUCUAAAACUAAUAAUCACAGGAUCAAACAUAUGUUGAUUGGGCUAUCAGUGAGCAUGACCUUUGUCUUCUCUAUCAUCAUCCUUAAUUCUUGUUGUUCUGCAAAAAGGAGUAAGUCUCAAAAACAAGCCAACAAGGGUCAUCUGAGUGGUAAAAAUUAUAGAGUCGUCGGAGAGGUGCAGCUCGCAGUUGUGGAGGAGAAGCGCAGCGCGCAGUCACGGCGGAGAGGUGCUGCAAUCAGGAAUAGGCUUUGGGGGACCGGAGUGGCGACAGACACAAGCGGCGUGGACCGGUGUGGAGGCAGACGCAAGCAGCAGUGA
Messenger RNA from Microtus ochrogaster (prairie vole), 3162 nucleotides. Its product is annotated as leukocyte immunoglobulin-like receptor subfamily B member 3. NCBI's taxonomy places the organism in Eukaryota, Metazoa, Chordata, Mammalia, Rodentia, Cricetidae. Gene Ontology annotation, cellular component: plasma membrane. The transcript is spliced from 15 exons. Gene Ontology annotation, biological process: immune response-regulating signaling pathway. The record is from RefSeq and is a predicted model, not a curated record. Bases 1 to 3162 code for a protein of 1053 amino acids.